CGUCCUAAGUCGUACACGCGCACAUCCUGGCGUAGAUCCGCUAGAAGGUCACAAAGUUCACUAUCCUGCUGCUGAGCAAGUCAUGCCCGAACCUAUCAGCAUCGUGUCCCCGUUGGCUCCGCGUAGCUCCACCUGCGGAUAUUGCGGUGCUCCCGGAGAGCGCAGCGACACGGAAUCCAGCUACCACAAAGCAGAAUGCCUCGCCUCGCAGCUGUCAUGUCGGGUGUACCAGGAGAUGAUCGACCGCGGCUGGCGACGCUCGGGGACUUACUGCUAUAAGCCAGACCUGAAGCGGUCGUGUUGUCCUCAGUACACCAUAAAGUUGGAUGCGCUCGAGUUCAAACCGUCGAAAAGCCAGCGUAAGCUACUCAAUCGGUGGAAUCGUUUCGUUGUCCACGGGGACGGUCGAGACGGAGAUGAUCCUAUGGACGGCGGCAGUAAAGGGUCAUCAACUACCACCACCGCCACAUCGAAGGGCAAAGGAAAGGCCACUCACGUUUUCAAAUUGACGGAGGAUAUACAUGCCUCUGAGUUCAGCUUCCUAACGGCCGGCGAGACGCCCGCACAUAAGUUCGAAGUCGCGUUAGAACCGGCGGCGUACACCAAGGAGAAGUUUUCGCUGUACAACAGCUACCAGAAGGAAAUCCAUCACGAAGCGAACGACAAACAGCCAUCAGGCUUCAAGCGGUUCUUGGUCCAAAACUCGCUCGUGCCUCAGGCUAUAGAGUACCCGUCAGGACGACCAGACCAUCUCCCCGAGAAAUAUGGCGCCUACCACCAGCUGUACCGGCUGGACGGCAAGCUCAUCGCGAUGGGCGUGAUCGACAUACUGCCGAACUGCGUCUCGAGUGUGUACUUCAUGUACGAGAAGGAGUGGGAAAAGUUCUCUCUGGGGAAACUGAGUGCUCUGCGAGAAGCUGCCCUCGCGAGGGAGAUGCACAAAGCGGGUGUUCCGGACAUGAAGUAUCUAUACAUGGGCUUCUACAUCCAUUCGUGCCCGAAGAUGCGAUACAAAGGCGACUACUCGCCCUCAUAUCUAGUGGACCCAGAAGACUAUUCAUGGGCGCCCCUUGACAAAUGCCGCCCCCUCCUAGACAAGUACCACUACGCGUGUUUCACGCAUCCAGAACGAUCUCUAGAAGCACCGGCGACAUCUCCAGGCGCGUCUCCCGCUAUCGCAGAUGUAUUGCCAACUCACCGUCGCUUGUCGCGUUCGUAG
Molecule: messenger RNA, 1219 nt
Organism: Trametes versicolor FP-101664 SS1
Lineage: Eukaryota; Fungi; Basidiomycota; Agaricomycetes; Polyporales; Polyporaceae
Product: arginyltransferase
Exons: 9
Coding region: 83-1219 (378 amino acids)
Biological process (GO): protein arginylation
Cellular component (GO): cytoplasm
Molecular function (GO): arginyl-tRNA--protein transferase activity
Source: RefSeq, a predicted model, not a curated record